AAGGAUUUGUAUCGCAAAAAGUUGCCAAGCAACCUUCCUCGCUGCCUUUCGUCUCCACUAUGACGAUAUGGUACUGAGUAGCAUUUCUAAUCUGGAGCCAUGUGUGGACACGCUUUUUGACAAGAGGCUUCUCAUAAGGUGGUAUAAAGGGAGCUUUUACACACAUCUUGUAUCGACAUAAGCACACUCGCUCUUCACCGCCUCCAUAGCCAGAGAUUUCUACUCCGAGUUCUCACGUACUUUUGCAAUGCCAUCUUACGCCAUCACGGGAGCUUCACGAGGCAUUGGUUGGGGCUUCGUCAAGCAUCUUUCUGAAGACCCCUCGAACACGGUCAUUGGACUUGUCCGCAAUGCGCCUCCAACCAUCGAGCGCGUGAAGAACGAGCUCGCAGAUCGCAAGAACAUCCACAUUCUCCAAGCUGACCUGAACGACAUCCCCGCGCUCAGGAAAGCCGCCGCAGACACCGCCACCAUCACUAGCGGCACCCUCGACUACCUCGUCGGCAACGCCGCGUACCUCGACACGUUCGACCAAUUCGCCGGCCCCGGCGACCUCCUCGCCAACUCCUCAACUGAAGAGUUCACCAAGCAGUUCCGCAGCUUCUUUGACACAAACGUCCUCGCGCAGAUAUUCCUGUACGAGGCCUUCUUGCCGCUUCUCCUGAAAGGUCCAACCAAAAAAGUGCUGUCUAUUUCCAGUGGCAUGGGCGACCUCGACUUCAACAGGGAGUGGGAACUUGACCAGGCCAUCUUGUACUCGAGCACCAAGGCUGCGCUGAAUAUGGUCAACAUCAAGUUCGGCGCGCAGUACAAGAAAGACGGCGUGCUGUUCAUCAGCAUGUGUCCUGGCAUUGUAGACACUGGGUAUGCCAAUAAUAUUAAUCCUCAGGAAGCGGCCAAAUUCCAGGAAUUCGUCGGUAAGAUGCAGGUGUACUCGCCGGCAUUCAAGGGGGCGUAUGAGCCGGUAGAGUCCGUGAAGAUGAUGUUAAGCGCGCUAGAUAAGCUGAGCAUCGAGAAUGGGGACCAGGGGAAGUAUCUGUCGCAUCUUGGGACAAAGAGGUGGCUGCCUUAGAUAUUGGGGGGUGUGGCGGUAGAUCCAGAAUUGGUGCGAUUGCAGAGACGUUGAAUUGUUGCAUGAAUCUUAUGUUGAGCUUAGACAUGCCGUGACUGUAGUCUCGUUGGUAUUCCUACACUAUCC
Molecule: messenger RNA, 1198 nt
Organism: Paraphaeosphaeria sporulosa
Lineage: Eukaryota; Fungi; Ascomycota; Dothideomycetes; Pleosporales; Didymosphaeriaceae
Product: NAD(P)-binding protein
Exons: 4
Coding region: 248-1072 (274 amino acids)
Molecular function (GO): oxidoreductase activity, acting on the CH-OH group of donors, NAD or NADP as acceptor
Source: RefSeq, a predicted model, not a curated record